Molecule: messenger RNA, 3999 nt
Organism: Linum trigynum
Lineage: Eukaryota; Viridiplantae; Streptophyta; Magnoliopsida; Malpighiales; Linaceae
Source: the annotation of a GenBank genome assembly
CUACAUAGUAAUUAGGGCUCCCUAUGCUAUUACUCUAUUAUGAUAUGUAUGAUAGUCACACCUCUCAUGUGGUGGUGACUGAAGAAUUUUUACGAGAUAUGACCACACCCAGAGCGUUGUCGGGGUAUGACUACACCCAUAGUUGUGUGGGGUAUGUAUGACCACAUCCGACGGGAUGUUGGGGUAUGUAUGACUACAUCCGACGGGAUGUGGGGUAUGUUUCCCGGGAGAGUUAUUAGCAUGGGAGUAGCUAGGCGCCUAUGAUUAAAACAUGAUAAGAUGCAUAUGCAUAAGUCAAGGUGGUUGAGUCUUUUACCUAUUGGAAUAUGAGGAUGGCUGAGGUCCGAUCCUAGUGUUUUGGCUUGAUUGUUAGAUGUAUGAUAGGGGUAUGCUCUGUUAUGAACUCACGAUGCUAUGAUUAUCUCACUCAGCUAUGAGCUUACCCUCUUUUAUUCUUCUUCUCUGCUUAUGCUACGUGUAAGCAGAUCAUCAGCAGCAGCAGUAGAUAGGUGUAUAGUUGGGAGCUGAGCAAGAGUUAAAGGCAAGAUGAGGUAUGGUCUUCAACUACUCUGUGAUUGGACUACUACUCGGGAUUUUGGCCAGUAAUCCACACCUUUUUGUAAAAAUGUUUUGAGAACGUUUUUCAUGUGCAUACUAGCUUCUGAUGUAGUGUGAGAUAUCCACGGUUGUGGAAAGUUGAUGAUAUGUGUAUAUGUUGUGUAACUGUGUAAGUUGUGACGAUUAUGGUAUGUAUAAGUAUGGUAUGCAGUUGUGGAGUAUGAAAAGUGUGACUCUGGCUAAGAAAAGCCAAUGCAUAUGGUUGUGAGUAUAUAUGUUUGUGAUGAGUUAUUUUGCAGGAUAAGUUGCAAGAACUGUUAGCCCAUUAUGCGAGUAAUUCAUGUCGAAAUUUUAUUUGGGUAAAUUUUGAUAAUUAAUGUAACACCAAGAUAAAUUCCGCCGCAAUUGUAUGAACAAUAUGAUUAGGAAAUACAUACAGGGUAGUGUGUUACAGUUUGGUAUCAGAGCCCGGUUCCCUCUUUUUGUUGUUAUGGCGUACUAUACCCUAUGGGAGGUUAAACACUCCUAAAGAGGGGAGUACCCCAUAAUGACUUAAACUGGGAAUUGAGUUUUACAUGAUUAUGUGUAUUGGUAUAUUGGAUGAAAUUACUUGCAUCAUGGUUUUCAAAAUUGAGUUUUGAACUUAUUGUUUUCAAGUAAUUAUUUUGGGAAAAUUUUAUUUUAACCAAGUAAGAGAGAUUUGGUGAAGAAUGAAUUUUGUGUGGAUCAAUCUAAGGCCAAUAUUUCCUUGUAGCUCGCACGGAAGUUGUCAUAAUGUUCCUACUGACCAGUCGAGAGGAGUGGGGGCGGUUGAUGCAAGGCCGCCAGUAUUAGACUAUGCAAAGAUGAAGAGUUUGGGUGGUAGGGACUUCAAGGGAGAUGUGAUCCCAGAUGCUGUGGUAGAGUGGUUGAGAGAGAUGGAAGAUGUGUUUGAGUAUCUUUGUGCAACCCCAGAGGAAAAAGUGCAAUAUGUUGUUUUUCUCCUAAAGGGGUACGCGAGGAGCUGGUGGUCCUCAGUCUCUAGAGUUAAUGGUGAACGAGUUCAGUUCACUUGGGAGGAGUUCCUGAAGGCCUUUAAGACAGAGUUUCUUCCCGCAGCUUUUAUCAGGGCAAAGAACAAUGAAUUCGCCAACCUUAAGCAGGAGAAUAUGACAGUUACUGAGUACACCAUCAAGUUUGUUCGACUACUUUACUUUGAGCAUAAGAAGAAGAUGAGAUACUUGCAUGGUCUGCGCAUAGGAUUGAAAGAAAAGGUCCACAGGGUUGAUGAAGAGAGUAUGGCCACCAUCAAGGAGGCAGCACUUAAGUAUGAAGCCUAUGAAGUUGAGAGCCGAGAGGAACACAAGGCCAAAGAAGAGGAGAAGAAGAGGAAGUUUGGAGUAAAUUAUGUUGGACCUCAUUACCCACCCAGGAGAGGUCCUAGCAGUUUGGGGAAAACACCGAGUCGAUCUAUGUCAGGAACAUUAUACAGGGCACCAAUUUCCUCAGCCACACAAUUUCCAUUUUGUCAAGUUUGUCAGAAGAGGCAUCUUGGAGAGUGUAGGAGAUUUUCUGGUGUAUGCUUUCACUGUGGCCAACCUGGGCACAUCAUGAGGGACUGUCCGCAUUCGAGAUAAGUAAGAGCUACACAGUCCGAGCCUUCAGUGCAAAUUAGUAGAGCCCCAUUCAGGGGUGGUUACUAGGGAGGCCGUAGUGGAUUUCAGAGUGGUCGUGGUGGUUCACAGGGUGGUAGAGGUGGUGGUCGAAAUCAGCCAUCAGGAAGUGGUACGCAGGGUACUAGAGCACAAGGAGCACCGAGGGUUUAUGCAAUGACUCGAGGUGAGGCAGAAGUGGCACCAGAAGUUGUGACUGGUAUGCUUUCUAUCCUUGACAAGCAAUUAUAUGCUUUGAUCGAUACUGGUUCCUCUCACUCAUUCAUGUCAUAUACGUUUUCACAUAUGCUACGCUUAGUUCCAGAUAAGCUAGGUUAUACCUUAUGUGUUAAAACACCUGUGGGAGAUACCUUGUAGGUAGACUCGGUUAUUAGAAGUUCCUUCAUUUGUGUGGAAUGAGCUUUGCUAGCAGCAGAUUUAAUUCUGCUACCUUUUGAUGAAUUUGAUGUCAUCCUCGGAAUGGAAUUUCUGGCAACACAUGGAGCUGUUGUGGAUGGUCAAAAGAAAGAAGUGUUAUUCAACACACCAGAUAAAGGUCCUGUUGUAUUCCGAGGCAUUAAGAAAAAGGAGACUCAUGGUUUUCUUUCCGCCUUGGAAGCUUUUCGAUUAGUGAAGGAAGGUUGUGAAGCCUUUUUUGCUCAAGUUACUGUUGUAAAUGAUAAGAAGGUUGAGGAUGUAGAGGUGGUAAGGGAGUUUCCUGAUGUAUUCCCCGAAGAACUUCCCGGCCUUCCACCAGAAAGGGAAGUAGAUUUUGAUAUUGAAUUGGUACCUGGCACAACACCAAUUUCAAUGGCACCAUAUAGAAUGGCACCAAUUGAGCUGAAGGAGCUUAAAGAACAAUUGCAAGAAUUGCUAGACAAGGGGUUUAUUUGACCUAGCAUCUCACCUUGGGGUGCACCGGUUUUGUUUGUCAAGAAGAAAGAUGGCUCCAUGAGAAUGUGCAUUGACUACCGGAGGUUGAAUAAAGCAACAGUGAAAAACCGUUAUCCCCUCCCAAGAAUAGAUGACUUGUUUGAUCAAUUGCAGGGUGCAUCGGUCUUUUCUAAGAUUGAUUUGAGGUCUGGAUACUAUCAAUUGAAAGUGGCAGAUGGAGCAACCUCAAAGACAGCUUUUAGAACAAGAUAUGGGCAUUAUGAGUUCCUGGUAAUGCCUUUUGGACUCACUAAUGCACCAGUGGUAUUUAUGGCCCUUAUGAACAGAGUUUUCCAUGAAUAUCUUGAUAAGUUUUUGAUUGUGUUCAUAGAUGAUAUUCUCAUCUAUUCUAAAAGCGAGGAGGAGCACAAAACUCACCUUAGAAUUGUGUUGCAAAUUCUAAGGGAGAAACAAUUAUAUGCAAAAUUCUCAAAAUGUGAAUUUUGGCUGAAGGAGGUAAUAUUUCUGGGACAUGUAAUUUUUGGAAGAGGUGUCGAGGUGGAUCCGAAAAAGGUGGAAGCAGUGGUGAGUUGGGCUCUACCAAAAGAUGUGUCUGAGUUGAGAAGUUUUCUUGGCAUGGCAGGUUACUAUCGGCGGUUCGUAGAAGGAUUUUCCAAAAUUGCUGCACCAUUGACUAAAUUGUUGAGGAAGAAUACCAAGUAUGUUUGGGAUGAAUCAUGUCAAAAGAGUUUUGAUGAACUGAAGAAGAUUUUGACCACAGCACCAGUACUGGCUUUACCUUCAAACCAUGGAGAGUUCGUGGUGUAUAGUGAUGCCUCGUAUCAAGGAUUGGGUUGUGUGUUAAUGCAGGAUGGAAGAGUUAUCGCAUAUGCCUCUAGGUAAUUGCGUCCUCAUGAAGUAAAUUAUCCCACUCAUG